This is a messenger RNA of Periconia digitata, 525 nucleotides long. The record is from the annotation of a GenBank genome assembly. Lineage: Eukaryota; Fungi; Ascomycota; Dothideomycetes; Pleosporales; Periconiaceae.
AUGGCUUCUGACGACGCAACUAUCCGCCACGCGACUCGCGAUGACGUUGAUACCAUUUUCUCCCUAAUUCAUGAACUCGCGGCCUACGAAAAAUCCACCUCCGACGUCGCCGCCACCCCCGAGAUCCUCUCCCGAACCCUCGCCCACUACGACCCUACCACGGACUCCUUCUCCCAAGGCUACGCCCGCACCUUCCUCCUCGUCGCCCCCGACUCCUCAAACACCGUGGUUGGGAUGGCUCUCUACUUUUACAACUUCUCAACCUGGACCGGUAUCCCUGGCGUCUACCUCGAAGACCUCUUCGUCAAGCCCGAAUAUAGGGGCAAAGGGUACGGCAAGGCGCUCAUCAAGGCUUGCGCGAAGGAGAGUAUCAGGCUCGGGGGUUCGCGGAUGGACUGGACUUGUUUGGCGUGGAAUGAGCCUAGUCUGAAGUUUUAUGAGAGCUUGGGCGCGAAGAGGAAGGAUGAUUGGGUCGGGUUGAGAGCAGAGGGGGAGGCGCUGAAGCGGUUGGCUGAAAGUUGAUUC